AAUUGUGCAAGAAAAAGAGAAGAGUUGAGAUGUAUGUUUUGUCCUUUGUUUUACACACCAAAUAGCCUACUUUCUAAAUUGAAUUAACUUAAUCCCUUGUUACAGAAAAAUAUCAGAAGUUCAUGGUCAAAUAUGGAUCACAAUGGUUCUGCCUUAUUGCACAUGUGAACUGAUUUGGCUUACAACUGGGGACAGGCAGUAAUACAUAUUUGAGGUAGUGGAAUUAACAAUGGCAUUUGAGACUGUAAUCAAGAAAUGCUCCAUGACAGACCAAAAAUAUCAGUUUGUGUAUUUUUCUUCUGGGCUGCAGGAUGUGAUUUUCUUGUUCAAGCGCCUCGUUUCUAAUCCGAUCUCCAGAUUGAUAUUCUGAAGUCUGAAUAAUUGAAGACUUUUUUUCUUUCUCUUGAAGUCAGGUGGCCGGAAGGUGCCGAGGAGGAGCGCAAGAGAGAAAGGAACAGAGAGCGCAAGAGAGAGAAAGAGAGAGAUUGCAGAUUCUCCUUCUUGCCUUUCCAUUAGCGACAUUCACUCCUCUCAGAAGAAGCUUACACGUCCACACUUGCGCACUAGGCGGACCUCUCACGCCCUUCUCAGUUUGGUUCCUGAGAUGCUCCUACCUGGCAAAGAGAUAGAUAACCCCUCCAGCAGCGGCUCCCCAUGACGGUAUUACCCCGAGCAUGGUGCAAAAAUCCCGCAACGGCGGGGUCUACCCCGGCCCCGCCGCCGAGAAGAAGCUCAAAGUGGGCUUUGUUGGGCUAGAGGCAGGAGCGACAGACUCGAACCGAGACGGGGCUCUGCUCAUAACCGGCACCGAGGAAACCAAACGAGGCAGCAUCUUGAGCAAGCAGCGCUCCAGCAUCUCCGGGAAGAAACCACCGAAGAGAAACGCCUUCUAUAGACGGCUGCAGAAUUUCCUUUACAAUGUAUUGGAGAGACCAAGAGGAUGGGCGUUUAUUUACCAUGCUUAUGUGUUCCUGCUGGUGUUCUCCUGUCUGGUCCUCUCAGUGUUCUCCACCAUCAAGGAGUACGAGAAGAGCUCCGAGGAUGCUUUGUACAUACUGGAAAUUGUGACCAUCGUUGUGUUUGGCGUGGAGUACAUCGUCAGGAUCUGGUCAGCAGGAUGCUGCUGCAGGUACAGGGGAUGGAGAGGCCGGCUGAAGUUCGCCCGCAAGCCCUUCUGCGUCAUCGACAUCAUGGUGCUGAUAGCCUCCAUCUCGGUGCUGGCCGCCGGUACCCAGGGGAAUGUGUUUGCCACCUCGGCUAUCAGGAGUUUGCGUUUCCUGCAGAUCCUGCGAAUGAUCCGGAUGGACCGGCGAGGGGGGACCUGGAAACUCCUCGGUUCGGUCGUCUAUGCCCACAGCAAGGAGCUCAUCACAGCCUGGUACAUUGGCUUCCUGUGCCUGAUCCUGGCCUCCUUCCUGGUCUAUCUGGCAGAGAAGGAGGACAACGAGAUGUUUGAGACCUAUGCCGAUGCUCUCUGGUGGGGCUUGAUAACCCUGACCACCAUUGGCUAUGGGGAUAAGUAUCCGCAAACAUGGAAUGGCCGUCUUUUGGCUGCAACAUUUACACUCAUUGGUGUGUCAUUCUUCGCGCUCCCAGCGGGAAUCUUGGGCUCUGGUUUUGCCUUGAAAGUGCAAGAACAACAUCGACAGAAACACUUUGAAAAACGGCGCAAUCCUGCAGCCGGGCUUAUCCAGGCGGCAUGGAGGUUUUAUGCCACGAAUCUCAACCGCACAGACAUGCAGUCGACUUGGGACUACUACGAAAGGACUAUAUCUGUCCCAAUGUACAGGUAUUGA
This is a messenger RNA of Alosa alosa (allis shad), 1796 nucleotides long. RefSeq names its product potassium voltage-gated channel subfamily KQT member 2. NCBI's taxonomy places the organism in Eukaryota, Metazoa, Chordata, Actinopteri, Clupeiformes, Clupeidae. The coding region runs from base 675 to 1796 and encodes 373 amino acids. Gene Ontology annotation, biological process: transmembrane transport; potassium ion transport. The record is from RefSeq and is a predicted model, not a curated record. The transcript has 8 exons. Gene Ontology annotation, cellular component: membrane. Gene Ontology annotation, molecular function: voltage-gated potassium channel activity.